AUGGUGUGCGACCCCGCGUCGGGCAAGGUGGUGGGGCUAUCGCUGCCGGAGAUGGGGCUGUCGGGGCAGCUGCCGGGGGAGAUGGCGCAGAUGAGCGACGUCACGAGCAUCGAGGUGCCGCGGAACUACCUGCAGGGCGACAUCCCCAACACCAUCAACAACCUCGGCAAGCUCCAGGUGGCGGACCUGGCGGGCAACGGCAUAAGCGGGCAGAUCCCGGACCUUUCGCCCAUGCGCGCGCUGCGCGUGCUGCUGCUGGACGGCAACCAAUUGCAGGACGCCGUGCCCUACACCAUCACCGCGCUCUCCAACCUGGAGCAGCUGGGUCUGAGCAGCAACACUCUGGCCGGCGCACUGCCGUCCUCGCUGUCAGCGCUGACGCGGCUGACGUGGCUGCGCGUGGACGGCAACCAGCUCGUGGGGCCGCUGCCGCCCGGGCUGGCGGCCAUGGCGAGCGCGCCUGGCGCCGUGUUUAACCUCACUGCCAACGACCCCACCCUGUGCGGCAAGGAGCCAUGUCCCGGCGUGGCACUAACACCACCACCUGACGCGGCCCCCCCGACACUUGCCGCGCCCUCUGCUGCUCCCCCUUCCCUCCCGCCGCCACUGGCUUCCCCCUCCACUCCUGCCCCAAAAUCCCCCCCAAGCGCUCCCCCUCCCACAAACGCACUCCCCCCCGACUCCCCUCCGCCUUCCUCCCCUUCCCCCGCGCCAACCUCUCCCCCUUCCUCACCCCCGCCUAGCCCGCCCCUGACUCCCACCCCGCCCUCAUCCCCGUCGCCCUCUCUCUCUUCCCCCCCUCCUUCUGAUCCCUCCUCAUCCCCCUCAUCCCCCGCACCCCCCUCCUCCCCCUCCACCCCUCCCACCUCCUCCACAUCUGCUGUUUCGGAACCAUCAUCCAUUCCACCACCUAACACAACCACCACCACCACCACCACCACUGGCAGCAGCAGCAGCGGCAACAGCGGAGGGAGUGGUGGCAUAAGCGUGGGCGUGGUGGUGGGGAUCAUAGCAGCGGUGGCAGUGCUAGCCGUUGCCCUCCUCCUCUUCGCCUUCCUCUGCCUGCGCAAGCCCAAGCACCCAUCCGCCCCCUCUUCCGCCUCUGCCACCGCCACCGUUGCAGCAGUAGGUGGUGCAGGUGCUGGUGCUGGGAGGGCUGGGGGAAAUGACGCGGAUGAGAAGGGGCAAGAGGGCAGGAUGGAGAGGGGGGAGUUACCGAUAACAGGCUCUUUUAUCAAGUAUCUCCCCCCUCAGCAUGCAAUUUCGUCUGCCCCCCCUCCGCCGCCUUCCCCUGCUGUUCAGCCGGGAGGGGGGGAUAGGGGCCGCCCUGCACCCGCUGCAGAGGGGGAAGGGGGGGAGCAGGGGACGAAGGGGAAGCGGGACGGGGCGGGAAGUGGGAGGCGAGGAGGGGAGGGGGAGAAGGGGAAGGGAAGCAAGGCGGAUGGGAGGGAUGAGGAGGAGGAGGCUGCAGAUCAUGGUUAUGAUGGGGAGAAGGACAGUGAGAGAGGGUUGCUACUGCCGCCUCUCCCGCCCCCUGCCAUCCCCUUCACUGCCUCUUCCCCCUUGCUCGCCCCCAUCCCUCCUCCGCCCAUCCCCACAUCUUCCCCUGUAUCUGCCACCGCUACUGCUGCAGCUGCUGCUGCUUCAGCUGCUGCCGUAUCACCAAAGUAUGGUGUGCCUUCACGUGCUGAUCCUUCUGCUGCUCUCCCCUCCUCUCCCUCAGCUCCCUCUGCUCCCUCUGCGGCACUGCAAGGCACGUCGCCUCGUUCCAUCCCAUCCUCCUCCUCCCACACCCCAUCUCCCAAGCCCACGCCUCUUCUCUCAUCCGCCACCCCAUCCCCCCCCAUCGUCAUCCCCCCUGUCGUCCCCCUGCCCUCCCUCCGCUCCCUCGCCCACCACCGCUCCCCCCUCGCCUCCCAGGCCGCAGCAACAGCAGCAGGGGGAGCAGGAGGGGUAGGGAUGCAACCACACACCCCGCCCUCUUACUAUCUCUCUGGGAGUCCCAAGUCUGGUUCUCCUCACACGCCCUCCUCGCUUCUCCCGCCUGCUGCACUCCCUGAUUCCGCCACUGCUGCUGCUGCUGCUGCUGCUGCUGCUGCUGCUGCUGCUGCUGCUGCCGGCGUUGCUGCAGUUGGCACAGCAGCAGCGGCUGGGUUGCGAGGGGCAUCGAUUGAAGAAGGUGCAGGGGAGGCAGGGACGGGAGAAACAGGGGCAGCAGCGGCAGCAGUUGCUGUAGCAUCUAGCCGCCUGCCAACGUAUGGCGGCGCGGGCCGGGCUUUAAGAGCCGCCGAUCUUGAAGGGGAUAGUGAGAGCGGCGCGGAGGGAGGAGGGAGAAAAGGUGAAGGAGGAGUGGGAGGGGGGGUGUGGAGCAGUGGUGAGGAUGAGAGCAGCGCUUGGAGUGAGAGCGACGGGAGUGUGAUCGAGGGAAGGAGAGGGAAGCUGGGCCGCUCUGUGUCAGAAGUCAGUGGGAGGACGUGGGCCGCUGGAGGAGCGCGAGGGGGAGGAGGAGAAGGCAGAGAAACAGCAGGAGAAGCAGCAACAGCGCUGGUGGGAGGAGGAGGCAGAGGAGGAGCAGCAAGAGGAGGAGGAGGAGCAGCAGGAGAGACGGUUGGUGGGGCUGGGGAAACGGAGGGAGACGAGGCGAGCAGUGAGGAGAGCGAGAGCGGUGGGAGCGGCAGGGGAGUGGCGGAGAAGGUGUUUUCGUUGGCGGAGCUGGCUCUGGCCACCAAUGACUUUGGGCGUCAGGGGCAGAGGAACCUGCUGGGCGCAGGGAGGCAUGGCGUGGUGUACAAGGCACGGCUGCCAGACGGCACUACGGUGGCUGUCAAGCGACUCACCAACUGCAAUCCGGACCAGUCAGAGCGGGAGUUCCGGUUCGAGGCGGAGGCAGUGGCGAGGGCGCGGCAUCCCAACAUAGUGGCGCUGCUGGGGUGCUGCGCCCAGGGCUCUGAGCGCCUGCUCGUCUCCGAGUUCGUCCCUAACGGCACGCUGCACUCCUGGCUCCACGCCCCUGCUGCUGCUGGUCCUCCUGGUUCUGCAGCUGCUGGUGGUGCUGGUGCUGAUGGUGGUGGUGGUGCGGGUGAAUCCGCCGCGUGUGCGCCGCUGGAUUGGAAGCUGCGCGUUCACAUCGCCCUGGGAUGUGCCCGCGGGCUAGCAUACCUGCACGAGGGGGCAGACGUGCGCGUGGUGCACCGGGACGUGAAGGCGUCCAACGUGCUGCUGGACGCGCAGUGGAACCCCAAGCUCGCUGACUUCGCCCUCCCCGCCAUCUCCGGCCGCCUCCACUCCCACGCGCCUUCCCGCCUCCUCGGCACCGUCGGGUACGUGGCGCCAGAGUAUAUCAACACGGGGCUGCUCACGGAGCGCAGUGACGUCUACAGCUUUGGCGUGUUGCUGCUGGAGCUUGUGGCAGGCCGCAAGCCCAUCGACACACACCUCUCGCCUGAACAGGUGGACAUAGUGCGGUGGGUGAAGCGGCUGGCAGCAGAGAACCGGCUGGCAGAGGCAGUGGAUGGGAGGAUAGCGGGGCAGGCGGGGGCGGACGAGGUGGAGUACGUGGUGGGCGUGGCGCUGCGCUGCGUGGACGGCAACGCUCUCAAGCGCCCCCGCAUGCGCCAGGUCGUGGCCAUGCUGGAGACAGAGGAUCCCACGCUGGUGAGACGGGGUGGUCUAGUGCGUCCAGCAAUAACCACACCUCCCACUCUCCCCCGCCCCACCCUCCACCACGACAGCGAGACGGCUGGGUGGCACGGCGGCCAACCAUGCUGUCCUCGCGCUCCAUGCGAGACCACAGCCCCACCUGCGCUUAAAGCAGGAGGGAUGGUGCCAGUGGGGGGUGUGAGUGGCACAAGCAGCAGCAGCAGCCCGGAUGGAGUGGGGUACGGUGGGGGAGGCAUUGUGGGGGGUAGUCCAGGGAAAUACAGCAGCCCUGGAGGGAAAUAUAACAGUCCCGGGAAAUACGGAAGCCCUGGGAAAUACGGGAGUCCUGGUAGCGCAACCGGCAGUAUGUCCAGUGCUGCUGCUGCCGCUGCCGCUGCUGGUGCUGGUGCUGCGGGCACGUACUCUCCAGCUGCCCUUAUACCUGUGCAUGCUGGGCUGCGCACGAGCGGUGCCAGCCCUACAGCUGGAUUUCUCGGUAGUGGUAGCGCUACUGGCAAUAGCCCCUCUGCAAGGACGCUAGCAGGGUUAGGAGGAGGAGGCACGGGGGCUAGUCCUGGGAGUGGCACUGGCAGUGCGAGUAUGUACACUGCUCCUCCUCUACCAUUCGUUCUUUACUUCCUUACUCCCUCUCAUCGUUUUACCUCUUCUUCCUUCCUCCCUCCCUCCCUCUCUCCCUCCCUCCCUCCCUCCCUCCCUCCCUCCCUCCCUCCCUCCCUCCCUCCCUCCCUCCCUCCCUCCCUCCCUCCCUCCCUCCCUCCCUCCCUCCCUCCCUCCCUCCCUCCCUCCCUCCCUCCCUCCCUCCCACCCUCCCUCCCUCCCACCCUCCCUCCCUCCCUCCCUCCCUCCCUCCCUCCCUCCCUCCCUCCCUCCCUCCCUCCCUCCCUCCCUCCCUCCCUCCCUCCCUCCCUCCCUCUUCCCCGCCCUCCUGUCUUGGGUCCGGGGAACCACGGCAGCAACUGGCAUGAUAUUCCUCUGAGGACGUCCAUCCCCGAGAGCAUCAGCGCCCUCUCACGCCUCACUCUGCUAGACCUGGGCAACACACGGCUGUAUGGAUCCCUACCCAGCAUCAUGAGCACUCUAUCCACCUUACAGGACCUGAGCCUGGGAAACAACUCUCUCACAGGGAGCAUUCCUGCAUGGGUCGCCAACUUGACGGCACUCACUGCUCUGCAGCUGGACAGAAACGAGUUCACUGGCGGCGUGCCGUCGGAGCUAGCCACACUCACCAACCUGCGCACUCUGAGGCUGGGAUUCAACGACAUCACAGGGCAACUACCUGAUGCCUUCAGCGCCCUCACCAACCUCAACAAAUUAGGACUAGCGGAGACGCAGCUGUCAGGCUCAGUGCCAGGCAUCUCUCGCAUGACAUCCCUCACCGAACUCCACCUGGCAGCGGACAUGGAUUGCCCCGAGAUCUUUAGCGGUUGCUCGGUGGAGUGCUGGGAAGACUUGAGUCGGUGCUUCUUGUUUUGUAGUGCCUGCACCUUUGGCCAUAUACCCAUUCCCUUUUACCCGUCUCCCAAACCUUCUCCAUCGCCCAUUCCUCCUCUUAUUCCUCCUACUCCCCCCUCCACGCCCCCGCCCAUCACAUCUCCUCCUUCAUCAUCCCCUCCCUCCGCCGCGGCCCCCUCCAUCAUAUCGCCAGCCCCGCCCAGCUCAUCACCUCCCAGUGCUCCACCCGCGCCUGCAAGCGAUGGGUCACCCGCGCCUGCAAGCGAUGGGUCACCCGCGCCUGCAAGCGAUGGGUCACCCGCGCCUGCAAGUAAUGAAUCACCCGCACCUGCAAGCGCAGAGGCAUCGGCGCCUGCAAGUGAUGAAGCACCCGGCUCUCAAGAACCCAGCCCGCAACCAACCUCCCCUUCCCCGGGCCUGCCACAGCCUCCUGCUCCUCCAUCCGCCCCUCCCACUGCGUCUCCCCCGCCCCCUAACCUCCCUCCAGGCAGUGCCCCCGCGCCUGGUCCUCCUGUCUCGGGCUCUGCAAUCUCACCAGUAACCUCUGCAGCAGGCGCCGCCGCAGCAGCAGCAGCGGGAGCAGCAGCAGCAGCAUCAGCAGCGGCAGCAGCACGCGCAUCACCAGAGAGGCCAGUCCGAGAGCUGACCAUGGGGGAGGUGAAGGUGGCAACAGAUAACUGGGCGAGAAGCGGCCGCAUGGUCACACGAGGCUCGUUUGAUGUGUACCGCGGGUUUGACCCCAGCAACCCUGCUGUGCCGUGGGCCGUGUGCCGCGCUCGCGUGCUCAGCAACACGUUCCGGCAAUCGGUGGAGCGCAUGGGGGCGGUGCGGCACGCAAACGUGGUGCGGCUGGUGGGGUUCUGCAUGGAAAUGACGCCCAGCGCGCUGCAGAUGGAGCAGGUCACCGUCUACCCCCUCUUCCCUCACGGCGACCUCGAGAAACGCCUCCGCCCAGGUCCGCCCCACUUCCCCCCCUGCUCCCUCCCUCCCUCCCUCCCUCCCUCCCUCUCUCCCUCCCUCCCUCCCUCCCUCCCUCCCUCCCUCCCUCCCUCCCUCCCUCUCCCCUUUCUUCUCUCCCUCACUCCCUUCCCCGCUCGCUCACAUGUCACCCUAAUCCUCCCAAGUCGCCUCAUGUCUCCCCACACCUUCCCCACACCUUCCCCACACCUUCCCCACACCUUUCCCACACCUUUCCAACAGCCCCAUAUAGUGGACUACGGGUUCAUCAAGUCAGCCCAGGAGGGCACGGUAGACAGGGACAGGGCGGUGGGCACACCGGGCUACCUGGAUCCUGCCUAUGCCAAGUCGCUCACUGCUGCACCCUCUGCUGAUGUGUACAGUUUCGGGGUGGUGAUACUGGAGGUGGUGUCAGGGCACAAGUGCUUCUUCCGGGAUGGGGACAGGCUUGUACCCCUCCCUCAGUGGGCAUCCCAAAAGGUGGACAGUAACGCACUCAUGGAGGUGUGUGAUGCGUCUCUACACAUCCCCACGGACACAGCACAGGACCUCGUGCUGCUUGCCCUGCGCUGCACCGCCAUUGCUCCGGACCUGCGCCCCACCAUGGCCGAAGUGGCGCGGGAGUUGGAGGUGCUGUUGGAGCGGUGCAGAGUGGUGCCGGUGGGAGGGGAGAGGGACCAUGCGGUGGUGGAUGUGCAGGAAGAGCAGGAAGCUAAAGCGCUGAACCAGCUGAAAUGGAACGCAAGCGGUAUCCUGUGCGACUCCGGCAAUGUCGUCAGAAUAGAUAUGAUGGGUCAGGGGCUGAGCGGACCCAUUCCGGAGUCUCUGAGCGCCUUGGACACGCUUACUACUCUGAUUUUGGCAUCAAACAGCUUGACACAGUUCAACGCCACCAACCUUCCCUCAAGCCUGCAGCUCUUGGGCUUAGCAAACAACAAAUUCAAUCACCCCAUUCCAACAGACAUCGGGAGGUUGUCACUCCUCACCUUCUUGAACCUGAGUUCCAACAACAUGAAUGAGUCUAUCCCGAGCAGCAUUGUUCAGCUUACCAGCCUUAAAGAUCUGGACCUGUCAAACAACCUACUCGAAGGAUCCAUCCCUCCUGAUGUUUCCAACGUGGCUGGCCUCUCGCACCUGAACCUGAGCUUCAACAGCAUAAGGAGUUCUAUUCCAGGCAGCAUGUGCCAACUGCGUGCCCUCACCAGUUUGGACCUUUCGCACAACCAGCUCUCAGAAUCCAUCCCUACUGAGAUUGGCAAUGCGACCAGCCUCUCCCACCUGAACGUGAGCUACAACAGCAUAAGUGGGGCCAUUCCAGGCACCAUAGGCCAGCUGCUGGCUCUCAAGGACCUGGACCUCUCGCACAACCAGCUCUCAGGAAUCCCUCCUGAGAUUGGCACUGCGACCAGCCUCUCCCACCUCGACCUCUCACACAACAAGCUUACAAGCUCCAUCCCAUCUGAACUUUCCAAGGCCGUCCGCCUCUCAUACCUCAACCUGGGCAGCAACUCUCUUAAUGGGUCUAUUCCCGAAAAUCUGAAGCAGCUGCCGAUCCUUCAAUUCCUCUUCUUGCAAGACAACGGCCUGUUCGGGCCCGUAACAAACAACAUUGGCGCACUCCGUCAACUAAGAGAGCUCAACCUCGCAAACAACAAGCUGUCUGGGUCCAUCCCUUUAGAACUUUCCCGCCUCGACAACCUUUCACAACUCCUCCUGCAGAACAAUGGUCUUAAUGGAUCCAUUCCCGAACGCAUUGGAAAUCUAACAAAUCUAGUGCGACUGGACCUGUCCAACAACCAGCUGUCAGGACCCAUCCCAUCCGAGCUCUCCAAUCUUCGCAACCUCACCCACCUGGAUUUGGCGGGCAACAACAACAUAAAUGGCACUAUCCCAAGCGAAAUGAGUGUUCUGGGCCAGCGCUUGGAAUUCUUCCUCCCAGUCAUCUUCUGCCCGUCAUCAGGCCAAUUCUACGCGUGUGAAACUCAGGACUCUGUCUGUCGCUGCACAGUGGGUUCUGCACCACCGUCCGAAUCACCACCGUCUGUCCCCCCACCAGCCCCCGCGCCUGACACACAAUCCUCCUCCUCCUCCUCGCUCUCCACCGCUGCCAUUGCGGGCAUUGCCGUUGGUGCUGCAUUCGGAGUGGCGGCGCUGGUGGCUCUGCUGCUGCUCGUGGUGUGGCGCUACUGCGGCACUGCCCGUGCUGCUGUGGCGGUGCGCGCAUCAACCCCCGGGGCGGCCUUCAGGGAGUUCACAUUGGACGAGGUGCGGGCAGCCACGGACAACUGGGCGGAGGCCAACAGCCUGGGGGCGCGCGGGUUCAACGAUGUGUACAGGGGCGUGGACCCCUACAAUGAGGGCCUCGUGCUCACUGUCAGCCGCGCCCGCGUCCUCGCUAAUAACUUCAAAAAAGCUGUGGAGCGCAUGGGGGCGGUGCGGCACGCAAACGUGGUGCGGCUGGUGGGGUUCUGCAUGGAAAUGACGCCCAGCGCGCUGGAGCAGGUCACCCUCUACCCCUUUUUCCCUCACGGCGACCUCGAGAAACGCCUCCGGCCAGGCGCACAGGCGCCCCUGAGUCUGGGCGAGAGGGUGGGCAUUCUGGCGGGGGUGGCGAGGGGGCUGGAGUGUCUGCAUGCGAGUGGCAUCGUGCACCGCGAUGUCAAGCCCUCCAACGUCCUCCUCGACCAACACCUCCAGCCUCAACUAGUAGAUGCUGGGUUUGUGAGGGUGGUGGAGAGCGGUGGGGAGGAUGGUGCAAGAGUGGUGGGCACGCCAGGCUACGUGGAUCCUUCCUAUGCCAAGACACAUGUGGCAACCCCUCAGUCUGAUGUAUACAGUUUCGGUGUGGUGAUGCUGGAGGUGCUCACUGGUCGCAGGGCUAUCCUUGUGGUUACCGACCGCCAGAUGUCAAUCAGUCAGUGGGCGUCCCAGCACGUGGAUGCGAACGACAUAGCGGCUUUAAGGGACCCGGAGAUGCCCAUCGCUUACGACAUGCUGCGCCGCCUUGUCUCGCUCGCCCUCUCCUGCACCACCACGCUGCCGUCCAUGCGCCCGCGCCUCUCUCACGUGCGCGAGCAGUUAGAAGCGGUAAGGCGGUCCCUGCCGCCGGCAGCCCCAGUGCAACCCGCCCCUGCUCCUGCUCCUGCCAAUGCUCCCCUGCAGGGAGAUAUGGAGCAGGGUUUGCUGGAUGAACCCUAG
This is a messenger RNA of Closterium sp. Naga37s-1, 9267 nucleotides long. NCBI's taxonomy places the organism in Eukaryota, Viridiplantae, Streptophyta, Zygnematophyceae, Desmidiales, Closteriaceae. The record is from the annotation of a GenBank genome assembly.